AUGAAUUUCUCAAGCAUCAUCCCUUCCAAAGCCGCCUUCUGGCUUGCUCUUCUCAUUCCUGCAAUCAAUGUCUCUGCUCAUGGCCAUGUUGAUGAGAUCAUUGUCAACGGCGUAUCCUACCAGGGAUAUGGCAGCACCGACUUCCCAUUUAUGCAAAACCCUCCCGUCGUUGCUGGCUGGACCAUUGAGCAAAAGGACAACGGCUUUGUUUCUCCUGACAAGUACGGUGAUCCGGAUAUCAUCUGCCACAGAGAUGCAACCCCAGCCAAGGGCCACAUUGAACUUGCUGCUGGUGACACACUCACUCUUCGCUGGUCAGGCUGGCCUGAUAACCACUAUGGUCCUAUCCUGAACUACCUUGCCAACUGCAACGGUCCUUGUGAGCAAGUUGACAAGACUGAGCUCGAGUUCUUCAAGAUCGACGGCCUUGGUCUACUCGAACAGGGUACGCCAGGCAAGUACGCGGACAGUGUACUUCAAGACAACGGAGAUCGAUGGAACGUCCGAAUUCCCGAGAACAUCGCUCCUGGCAAUUAUGUCCUUCGCCAUGAGAUCAUUGCUCUGCACAAUGCUCUUGAGAAGGGUGGCGCCCAGAACUACCCUCAAUGUUUCAACCUGAAGAUCACCAGCGAGGGAUCUGACUCUCCUUCUGGAUACCUUGGUACUGAGCUUUAUGAUGCUGAGGAUCCUGGUAUUCUUGUUAAUGUCUAUUCAAGCAAGGUCCAGUAUGAGGUGCCCGGUCCAACUAUUUGCGAAGGAGGCACAUCAUCUGUGGAGCAGCAACCAUCUAAGGCUACUACGACUGCGAAGUGUACUACCAGAUACUAA
Messenger RNA from Fusarium coffeatum, 828 nucleotides. RefSeq lists its product as uncharacterized. The coding region runs from base 1 to 828 and encodes 275 amino acids. The record is from RefSeq and is a predicted model, not a curated record. NCBI's taxonomy places the organism in Eukaryota, Fungi, Ascomycota, Sordariomycetes, Hypocreales, Nectriaceae. The transcript has a single exon.